AUGACAUCAAACGUUACAAACUUUUCAAAUUCAGUAAUAUUUUCUUUGAUUUUAUUUCCUCUGCAGGUUAUCUUCUACGAGGACAGGAACUUCCAAGGGCGCUCUUAUGAGUGCAGCAGUGACUGCUCGGACAUGUCCACCUACCUCAGUCGCUGCAGUUCCUGCAAGGUAGAGAGCGGCUGCUUUGUGGUCUAUGACCGCCCAAACUACAUGGGUAACCAGUACUUCAUAAGGAGGGGCGACUACGCUGACUACCUGUGUAUGGGCAUUAAUGAAUCCAUCCGUUCCUGUCGCGUGAUACCUCCGCACAGAGGACCCUUCAGACUGAGGGUCUAUGAGAGGGAGAACUACGCAGGUCAGAUGCAUGAGCUGAGUGAAGACUGCGAGUCCUUCCAGGAUCGUUUCCAUAUGUCCGACUGCCAGUCCUGCCACGUGAUGGACGGCCACUGGCUCAUGUAUGAGCAGCCCCACUACAGAGGCAGGAUGAUGUACCUCAGGCCUGGAGAGUACAGGAGCUUCAGGGAUUUGGGCGUCGGUGAAAUGAGAUUCAGCUCUGUGCGAAGAAUCACAGAUACUUGCUAA
This is a messenger RNA of Chanos chanos (milkfish), 582 nucleotides long. Its product is annotated as gamma-crystallin M3-like. The coding region runs from base 1 to 582 and encodes 193 amino acids. Gene Ontology annotation, molecular function: structural constituent of eye lens. Gene Ontology annotation, biological process: lens development in camera-type eye; visual perception. The record is from RefSeq and is a predicted model, not a curated record. The transcript has 3 exons. Lineage: Eukaryota; Metazoa; Chordata; Actinopteri; Gonorynchiformes; Chanidae.